Parnassius apollo (apollo) is the source of this 1851-nucleotide messenger RNA. The record is from the annotation of a GenBank genome assembly. Lineage: Eukaryota; Metazoa; Arthropoda; Insecta; Lepidoptera; Papilionidae.
AUGCCUAAAGUAAAAAGUAAAUCAAUUACCAGAAAUUAUUUUGAAAAGAUUGAUAAUGUUAGUGCAAAGUGUAAGCUAUGCGCUAAAGUGAUCAAAGUUGGAGGAGGAACUUCGAAUAUGUUGGCACAUAUUAAGAGAAACCAUCCUCAGGCUACAGUGGAGGUGGAUCGAGGUCAAGUGGGUGAUCAGCCAGGUGCCACACAGGCACAGGAAACAUCUACUAGCACGACACAAGAAAAACCAACGGAUACUCCGCGCCCCAUAUUUCAGACUACUCUGAAAAUGACCGCAUCAAGUAGCAAAAAGAAAAUCGAUAAAUAUUUGACUAUGAUGAUCGCCACGGACUUUCAGCCGUACUCAAUUGUUGAAGACAAGGGUUUUAGGAAGCUGGUUGAAGCAUUGAAUCCAAGCUAUAAACUACCAAGUAGACAGAGGAUCAGGUAUGACCUAAUGCCAGAACUUUACCAAUGCGCAAAGUUACAGCUUGCUAGCAUGCUUGAAAAUAUUAAGAAUCUUGCACUCACUGCUGAUAUGUGGUCGAAUCAAAACAUGGAUUGUUUCCUUACUGUCACAAUACAUUUUUUUAACCAAAACAUUUUAAAAAGCUACGUAUUAACUACAUGUGAUGUUCCAACUUCACACACAGGCGAAAAUUUUGCUGAAAUUAUGACAGAUUUACUAACAGAAUGGAAAAUAUUACGAAAAAUUUCUGCUAUUGUUACUGAUAAUGGUAUUAACAUGGUGAAGAUGUGUAAUUUGCUGGGAAUACGGCACAUGCCGUGUUUUGCCCAUACGCUUAAUUUAACUUUGGACGAUUCUAUGAAGCUUUCUCAGGUGGAGGACAUAACUAACAAAUGUAAAGCCGUAGUGAAUUUUUUUAAGAAAUCAUCUGUAGGUUGGCGAGCGCUAAAAUUAGCUCAGAAAGAAAGAAACCCCGAUUCUACUCCUUUGAAGUUGAUACAAGAAGUAUCUACAAGAUGGAACAGCACAUUCUACAUGAUGAAGAGAAUACUACAGCUAAGUGACAUUCUCGCAUUGGUGUGUAGGAAAUUAGAUCAGGCGCCAGACUACUUAACUGCUUCCGAAGAAGAAGCAGGGAGAGAAGUUAUCAACAUUUUGGAAAUAUUCGAGGAAGCUACAAAACUCGUCAGCGCUGAUCAAUAUCCAACUAGUUCACUAGUUAUUCCGUUAAUAUGUGGACUAUUUGAAAAAUUGAACACAAUAGAAAUUUGCCUAACAACAGAUAUAGGCAAGAUGUUUCACUCAUCAGUGAGGCGAAACAUAAGUAGCAGACUCUUGGCAUAUGAGACAAGAACUGUAUCCCAAAUGGCUACAUAUUUACAUCCAGUAUUAAGAACAGGAUUCCGUCACCCGGAGAACAUGCAGUCGGCUAAAGAGUUAGUCAGGAAAGAAUUAUCCCAUAACUUAAAAGAUUGUGCCGAUAGCUCUAUGCCAUCGACUUCGGAGCAGCCAGGUAGUAGCACAGAACAGAAAAAACCUGGACUGCUAGACUUCAUAAAACAAAGAAGACCCAAUACUAAUUUAACUGCUUCUGCAGUUAAUAUUUUACGAAUGUAUUUGGAGACAGAUCCACAAAAUGAAGAAGCCGAGAUCACAAAAGCAGCUGAAAGUGCGGGAGCUUUUUGGUCCAGCAACAAACACUUGGCGCCAUUAAAUACAAUAGCGCUAAAGUAUUUAGCUAUACCAGCCACAUCGGUACCUUCAGAGAGGAUGUUCUCUAAAUCAGGAUAUGUAUUGUCCUCUAGAAGGAGCAGGCUACAAGCAGAUGCUGUGGACCAAAUUUGUUUCAUAAACCAAAACUACGAUUUGUUAGAAACAGGCAAAGUAUAA